Messenger RNA from Actinia tenebrosa (Australian red waratah sea anemone), 735 nucleotides. Its product is annotated as transmembrane protein 223-like. The record is from RefSeq and is a predicted model, not a curated record. Gene Ontology annotation, cellular component: mitochondrion. NCBI's taxonomy places the organism in Eukaryota, Metazoa, Cnidaria, Anthozoa, Actiniaria, Actiniidae.
AAGAUGGCGGACGGACCUUCAAAAUAAGUAUGUCUAUCUUAAACACCUAUGAAUAUAUGUAAAGAUGUUGAAGUUCUUAUCAAGAUGUGCCAUAACUGGAAGCGCUCUGUCUGCAAUAAAGAAAAAAAUCAUACAGCAUACAACAAGGUUAUACCAAACGAGGACUACAGUAGUCAAAGAUGCUACCAUAUUUUACCAUGACAGAAGAAAGUUCUUUCGUCUUGUUGGCAUAGCAUCCAGUAGUCAGUUUGUGUUUUGGAUCUACUUGGCUCAUUUUCAAUACACAACAAGACCACAGCUUUUGGCUGGCUUAGCUGAGAAAGAGAAAACUAAAGAAAUUGAUUCAUUCAAAUCUGAAAGUAAAGCAUGGAAGAUAGUGGCCUAUAUUGAGAAAAGUCCUGUAUUUUUGUCAGUUUUUGCUGUGUCAGUAGGAAUGUUUCUAUCAGCUACAGGAUGGAUUUAUUGCCUAAGAAAUAUUAACCGUAUUGUCUUACUCAGUGGGGGUAGGACAGUGCGUUUUGUCACUCAUACACCAUUGGGUGGUACUAGAUCUUUCAGCACGUUGGUCGACCAUGUUUCAAGUCUUGGCUCUAGAAUGGGUAAGAACAACUUUGUAACAGAGCAGCAGUUAGGCGGAGGCGCGAAUUGCCGGCAUUGUCAAAAAUCACAAGUCGAGAAACACCAGCCUUCCCCGGGGUUUUGGAGGUCGGUAAUCCGCCCUACAGGGGGUCUUGC